Messenger RNA from Trichechus manatus latirostris (Florida manatee), 2722 nucleotides. It is a transcript of the gene PCSK6, whose product is annotated as proprotein convertase subtilisin/kexin type 6. Lineage: Eukaryota; Metazoa; Chordata; Mammalia; Sirenia; Trichechidae. Gene Ontology annotation, molecular function: serine-type endopeptidase activity. The transcript has 22 exons. The coding region runs from base 173 to 2698 and encodes 841 amino acids. The record is from RefSeq and is a predicted model, not a curated record. Gene Ontology annotation, biological process: peptide hormone processing. Gene Ontology annotation, cellular component: cell surface; membrane.
CUGGGCAGUGCAAGUGCUGGGCGGCCCUGCCGCGGCAGACCGCGUGGCCGCGGCGCACGGCUACCUCAACUUGGGCCAGAUUGGAAACCUGGAAAAUUACUACCAUUUUUAUCACAGCAAAACAUUUAAAAGAUCGACCUUGAGCAGCAGAGGGCCCCAUACCUUCCUCAGGAUGGACCCACAGGUGAAAUGGCUCCAGCAGCAAGAAGUUAAACGCAGGGUGAAGAGACAGGCACGGAGUGACCCAAAGACCCUUUACUUCAAUGACCCCAUUUGGUCCAGCAUGUGGUACAUGCAUUGUAGUGACAAGAACAGGCGCUGUCGAUCGGAGAUGAACGUGCAGGCUGCGUGGAAGAGGGGCUACACGGGGAAGAAUGUGGUGGUCACCAUCCUUGACGAUGGCAUAGAGAGGAAUCACCCUGACCUGGCCCCAAACUACGAUUCCUAUGCAAGCUAUGAUGUCAAUGGGAAUGAUUAUGACCCAUCUCCACGUUACGAUGCCAGCAACGAAAAUAAACACGGUACUCGGUGUGCAGGAGAAGUUGCCGCCUCGGCCAACAACUCGUACUGCAUCGUGGGCAUCGCGUACAAUGCAAAGAUAGGAGGCAUCCGCAUGUUGGACGGCGACGUGACCGACGUCGUCGAAGCCAAGUCACUCGGCAUCCGACCCAACUACAUCGACAUCUACAGUGCGAGCUGGGGGCCGGACGAUGACGGGAAGACGGUGGACGGGCCCGGCCGGCUCGCCAAGCAGGCCUUCCAGUACGGCAUUAAAAAGGGCCGGCAGGGCCUGGGCUCCAUUUUCAUCUGGGCAUCUGGGAACGGCGGGAGAGAAGGUGACUACUGCUCCUGCGAUGGCUACACCAACAGCAUCUACACCAUCUCCGUAAGCAGCACCACCGAGAACGGCUACAAGCCCUGGUACCUGGAGGAGUGUGCGUCUACGCUGGCCACCACCUACAGCAGCGGCGCCUUUUUUGAGCGGAAAAUAGUCACCACGGACCUGCGUCAGCGCUGCACCGACGGCCACACGGGGACCUCGGUCUCAGCCCCCAUGGUGGCAGGCAUCAUCGCCUUGGCUUUAGAAGCAAACAACCAGUUAACCUGGAGGGACGUCCAGCACCUGCUGGUGAAGACGUCCAGGCCGGCUCACCUUAGGGCAAACGACUGGAAAUACAACGGCGCAGGUCACAGAGUUAGCCAUCUGUAUGGCUUUGGCUUGGUGGAUGCAGAAGCUCUUGUGGUGGAAGCGAAGAAAUGGAAAGCCGUCCCCUCCCAGCACACGUGCGUCACUGCCGUGGACAAGAGGCCCAGGAGCAUCCCGGUGGCGCAGACACUGCGGACCACUGCCCUGACCAGCGCCUGUGCUGACCACUCGGACCAGCAUGUAGUCUACCUGGAGCACGUGGUGGCCCAGAUCUCCCUGUCACACCCGCGCCGAGGAGACCUUCAGAUCCACCUCAUCUCCCCCGCAGGAACCAGGUCCCAACUUUUGGCAAAGAGAUUGUUGGAUCAUUCCAACGAAGGGUUUACAAACUGGGAAUUCAUGACCGUCCACUGCUGGGGAGAAAAGGCUGAAGGGGAAUGGACCCUGGAAAUCCAAGACAUACCGUCCCAGGUCCGCAACCCAGAGAAGCAAGGGAAACUGAAGGAAUGGAGCCUGAUUUUGUACGGCACAGCCCAGCACCCAUACAACACCUUCAGCUCCCACCAGUCUCGUUCGCGGAUGCUGGAGCUCUCCACACCAGAGCUAGAGCUGGAGCCAUCCAAGCCUGCUGCGUUCCCAGCCCAGUCCGAGGUCCCCGAGGAGGAAGAAGAUUAUACAGCUCCUUCCACCCAAGGCUCUCCUAAUAUUUUACAGAAGAGUAUGUGCCAUCCAGAGUGUGGUAACAAAGGCUGCGACGGCCCCAAUGCAGACCAAUGCUUGAACUGUGUGCACUUCAGCCUAGGGAGCAGCAAGACCAGCAGGAAGUGCGUGAGCACGUGCCCCUUAGGCUACUUCGCGGACACAGCAGCAAGGCGCUGCCGCCGGUGUCACAAGGGCUGCGAGUCCUGCUCGGGUAAGGCCCCCACCCAGUGCCUGUCUUGCCGCAAGGGGUUUUACCACCACCAGGAGAUAAGCGCCUGUGUGACCCUGUGUCCAGUGGGAUUUUACGCUGAUGAAAGUCAGAAAAACUGCCUUAAAUGCCACCCAAGCUGUAAAAAGUGUACUGAUGAGCCAGAGAAGUGCACCAUCUGUAAAGAAGGAUUCAGCCUUGUGAGGGAUACCUGCCUUCCAGACUGUGAGCCAGGCACCUACUUUGACUCAGAGCUGAUCCGAUGCGGGGAGUGCCACCCCACCUGCCAGACCUGUGUUGGGCCCAGCAGAGAAGAAUGCAUUCACUGUGCAAAACCUUUCCACUUCCACGACUGGAAGUGUGUGCCAACCUGCGGCGAAGGGUUCUACCCAGAACAGAUGCCAGGCCUGCCCCACAAAGUGUGUCGAAGGUGCGACGAGAACUGUCUGAGCUGUGAAGGCUCCAGCAGGAAUUGCAGCAAAUGUAAGCCGGGCUUCACGCAUCUGGGGACAUUGUGCAUCACCAACCACACGUGCAGCAACGCCGAUGAGACGUUCUGUGAGAUGGUGAAGUCAAACCGGCUCUGUGAGCGGAAGCUCUUCAUUCAGUUCUGCUGCCGGACAUGCCUCCUGGCCGGGUAGAGGGCGCUGGCCCCUCUUGCCCAC